Pan troglodytes (chimpanzee) is the source of this 978-nucleotide messenger RNA. It is a transcript of the gene CEP15, whose product is annotated as centrosomal protein 15. The coding region runs from base 336 to 722 and encodes 128 amino acids. The record is from RefSeq and is a predicted model, not a curated record. The transcript has 6 exons. NCBI's taxonomy places the organism in Eukaryota, Metazoa, Chordata, Mammalia, Primates, Hominidae.
GGUGCCUUCCCGGAAGGGCUCAGAGGCGGGCUCGGUGAGUGGAGUCGGACAGUGGGUGGGUGCCCUGACUGCCUGACGGCCGCGCAGGGCCCUGCAGGACAGCUGGGGAGGAUGUUGUUAACGUAAAGAGCCAGGCUGAUGAGGAAGGUUCAUGAGUCCUUUGGGUAUAAGCGGGAGUUGGGGCGGCCGGAGGGCAGAUGACUCUGAGAAGGGCAAGCACUUUAACCUUUUAAGCCCAACCAGAUGAGUUGCCUGCAGUUUUGGAGGCCUUCAGAGCAUUUCACUAGACCUCUGUCUGUGUCGGUCCAGUGUCUUUAGCCAAGCUUUGAUUAAAGAUGACUUCCUUGUUUGCUCAAGAAAUUCGCCUUUCUAAAAGACAUGAAGAAAUAGUAUCACAAAGAUUAAUGUUACUUCAACAAAUGGAGAAUAAAUUGGGUGAUCAACACACAGAAAAGGCAUCUCAACUCCAAACUGUUGAGACUGCUUUUAAAAGGAACCUUAGUCUUUUAAAGGAUAUAGAAGCAGCAGAAAAGUCACUACAGACCAGGAUUCACCCACUUCCACGGCCUGAGGUGGUUUCUCUUGAGACUCGUUACUGGGCAUCAGUAGAAGAAUAUAUUCCCAAAUGGGAACAGUUUCUUUUAGGAAGAGCACCAUAUCCUUUUGCUGUUGAAAAUCAAAAUGAAGCAGAAAAUACCAUUCAAAAUGAGGCACAGGGAUAACUUCUUCACAUGCUAUUUCAAAAAGCCUGUUUAAUAAAGCUGAAUGUUAAGGUGUAUGUAGGUUAUUGCAGGAACUUUAGGAAUUAAAUAUGUUCAUAUUCUUGAUUAUCUCCUAAGUGACAGUGAAGAUAUGAGAAUUUACUGGCAAGUUACAUGUUAUCACCUACUACUAUUUCAAGGUCAUGAAUUUGCUUUCUACCAAACCCAUAGAUGUGUUAAACACGAAUAUUAAAAGGUGGACUCUUUAUUAAUUAAA